Molecule: messenger RNA, 1140 nt
Organism: Sesamum indicum (sesame)
Lineage: Eukaryota; Viridiplantae; Streptophyta; Magnoliopsida; Lamiales; Pedaliaceae
Source: RefSeq, a predicted model, not a curated record
AAGAGGGGGGAGAGAGAAAGGGAGGGGUAGGUACUGCAUGUCCCAAAACUUAUCCUUAGCCUGUGUUUAGCUUUCCUUGCCACCACAUGUCUUGUUUCCAAAUCUUUAUCAUCUUGAGGCCGACAUAUCCAAAGGGGACCAUUCUACAAAGAAAAAUACAUAUAUAUAUAUAUAUGUAUAACAGAUAAAUUUUGCAGUUGAUUAGCUCCUAUGCAUUUGGAGAGAGAGAGAGUGUGUGUGUAUGUGUGUAAAUGAAUGAUGAGUGAGUGCAUAGUGCCCAACUGGAAUCUGAGGCACCAAAGACAAGAAGAGCAAGUAGAAGGAGAAGAGAGGAACAGAUCCCCUCACGUGCAAUUUCACCAAAAUCUCUCUUAUGUUGUCCCCAUGUCUAAGUAUGAAGUGACGGAGCUGACAUGGGAAAAUGGGCAGCUAGCGUUGCAUGGACUUGGGGGAAUUCUUCCUCCUCCUCCUCCUCCUCAAACGUCCAAGCAAACAUGGGAUCAUAAACCCGGAGUUGGAGACACUCUUGAAUCCAUAGUCCAUCAAGCUACUCAUCAGCUCCCCCCAAAUGGUAGAGAUCAUCACGGAAAAUAUCCCACCUCGACGUUGGCCGUGAACUCCACCUCCCACAUGCACACGGAACACAAUCAGGACGGAAAAUGGAGUGAAAACUCCACUCACAUGCACUUGCAGCAUGAGAAUCCAGAUCAGGGAGGUGGGAAAUGGAGGGAAAGCCUUUCCCACAUGCAGGUGGAAGGGAAUGGGGAGAUGAAACCGAGCCCCACCACACUCUCCGGCGGAAAAUGGAGGGAGAACUCCAACUCGGCCCAGCAGAUGGAAGUAAAAGCAAAUCCAGCUGCCGCGUCUUCCGGUGGGAAAUGGAGGGAAAUGGAUGAUGAGCAGGGAAAAGGGGUGGUGAAAUUGAGCUCCAAAUGGGGGGAAACGCAUUCGAAAAGGGUGAGAUCAGCGGCGGAGCAGGGGUGCGGGAGGAAAAGCUUUCAGGCGGAGGAGAGCGGCUGCGCGAGCGCGAGCGCAGCCUUCUGCAGAGACACAGACACCACCAAUCUUUCGGAAAAAAUAAACCUUGAUACUUUCAAGAUUACAAACAGCAUUUUUAGAACUGAAUUGAACAUAGAUUGA